GUGCCACUCGGUAUCCACUAUCCAGCAUGUUUACCUAUAGAGAGUAGUCUAUAGGAUAAAUUGUAUUUACCAAAAACGUUUUUGACUAAAACUAAACGAGUUUACGCCAAUAAGUGAUUCGGUUGAUUUGCUAAGUUCAAAUACUUUGUAUUUUGUAAACGGCCGACGUAUAAUACUUGCCUACUUUCGUGUUGUAAACUAAAAACGCAUUAGAUUAACCGUUCAAAAUGCCGCGAAUUAUGAUAAAAGGUGGUGUUUGGCGAAACACCGAGGAUGAAAUUCUUAAAGCGGCGGUAAUGAAAUAUGGCAAAAAUCAGUGGUCACGUAUCGCAUCAUUGUUGCAUCGAAAGUCAGCCAAACAGUGUAAAGCACGUUGGUUUGAAUGGCUCGACCCAAGUAUUAAGAAAACUGAAUGGAGCCGCGAAGAAGAUGAAAAACUAUUGCAUCUUGCUAAACUUAUGCCAACCCAGUGGCGUACUAUUGCUCCAAUUGUGGGUCGUACAGCUUCACAGUGUUUGGAAAGAUAUGAAUAUCUAUUGGAUCAAGCUCAAAGAAAAGAGGAUGGGGAAGAAGUUGGAGAUGACCCAAGAAAAUUAAAACCUGGAGAAAUCGAUCCUAAUCCAGAGACAAAACCAGCACGUCCAGACCCUAAAGAUAUGGACGAAGAUGAAUUGGAAAUGUUGUCUGAAGCAAGAGCUCGUUUAGCUAACACUCAAGGUAAAAAGGCAAAACGUAAAGCGCGUGAGAAGCAGUUGGAAGAAGCUAGAAGGCUAGCAGCACUUCAAAAACGCCGAGAAUUACGUGCUGCUGGUAUAGGCGUAGGGAGAGGGAAUAAAAGAAAACGAGGCAUCGAUUAUAAUGCUGAAAUUCCUUUUGAGAAAAAACCAGCUUUAGGAUUCUAUGACACUGCCAAUGAAGAGGUCGACCCAUUAGCACCUGAUUUUAGGAAAUUGCGUCAACAAAAUUUAGACGGAGAAUUACGUUCACAAGUAGAAGAGAGAGAAAGAAAAAAAGAUAAAGCAAAGCUAAAACAACGAAAAGAAAAUGAAGUUCCUUCAGCCAUGUUAAAUAGUCAAGAGCCCAUAAGAAAAAUGAGCAAACUUGUUUUACCAGAACCACAAAUUUCUGAUCAAGAAUUGCAACAAGUUGUCAAGCUAGGUCGAGCUAGUGAAAUGGCUCGGGAAAUAGCGAUGGAAAAUGGCCCUCAACAGGCGUCAGAUGCAUUGCUUUCAGACUACACACCAUCAAUUAACAACAUUCCUGGUCGCACACCACGAACUCCAUCUGUGUCCACUGAUAAAGUUUUACAGGAUGCUCAAAAUAUCAUGGCAUUAACACACGUGGACACUCCACUUAAAGGUGGACUUAAUACUGAACUCCAGAAUGUUGAUUUUAAUGGUGUAACCCCACAAAGACAAGUUAUUACAACACCGAACACAAUAUUGGGCACUCCGCAUACACAACACACUAAUGAUGGUUUUCAAACUCCUCAAAGUGAUCGUUCGAUUGUAAAACCUGGUUUAUUGACUCCUACUCCUUUAAGAGAUCAACUAAGCAUCAAUCGUUCAGACUCUAUGGAAAUGGACGUAAUAAAUACACCGCAAGCCAUGAAAAACUUUCAACACCAAAUGAAAGAACAAUUAAAAGCUGGAUUAAGUACUUUACCUCAGCCAAAAAAUGAUUUUGAAAUUGUUGUUCCUGAAGAUCACCCUGAUGAUGAAGAAACCGAAGUUCAAAAAGAUUUUGUCGAAGAUCAGUCGGAUGUCGAAAUGCGUAGUGCAGAAGAAAUUUUAGCAAGGCGGAAAUUGGAAAUGAAGUUGAGGUCUCAAGUAAUUCAACGAACUUUACCACGUCCACCUGAUACUAACAUUGUGUUGAGACCUUUGAAUUCGGAGCCGCCGCUUACUGAUCUUCAAAAGGCUGAAGAAUUAAUUAAACAAGAAAUGAUCACAAUGCUUCAUUAUGAUGCAGUUCGUAACCCUCUUCCACCAGAAGUAGCUACACUUACUCAAAGUGGUCCUAAAAAACAACCUAUAUUAACUGAAGCUCAGCAUUUACAAUAUUUACAAUCGCAUCCAUACCACCACUUCACUGAAGACGAAAUUGAAAUUGCACAGCAAGCCCUGAAAAAAGAAAUGGAAUUUGUAAAACAAGGGAUGAAUCAUGGCGAAUUAUCAUUAGAUUCGUUUACUCAAGUAUGGGUUGAAUGUUUGGGUCAAGUUCUGUUUUUACCCAACCAAAAUCGUUACACAAGAGCCAAUUUAGCUAGUAAGAAAGAUAGGAUAGAAUCUUUAGAAAAGAAGCUGGAACAGAAUAGAGGUCAUAUGACCAAAGAAGCUAAAAAAGCUGGAAAAAUGGAAAAAAAAAUUAAAAUUAUUCUCGGUGGUUACCAAACUCGUUCUCAAGGUCUCGUCAAACAGUUCCAAACUUUAGUAGAUGAAAUAGAACAAGCACAUUUAGAGCUGUCAACAUUUCAAUUUUUACAACGACAAGAAGAAGCGGCUAUUCCAAAACGUCUUCAGUCAUUAACUGAUGACGUAGAACGUCAAAAGGAGCGAGAGAAAAUUUUACAGCUCAAGUAUUCAGACCUUGAAAUACGAUGGAAAGAACUGCAAUGUAGGGACGAAGAAAAUGUAAAAAUUAAAUAACAUGCUAUACUACAAUUCAUGUUUAAUUUGUCUAUUUAUACUUAAGUUUCUCUAUGCAUAAAAAAUAAAUGUAUUUUAUCACAACAUAUGACACAUUAAGUAAAACAAUGUAUAAAUGUUCAUAACAGUUAAUGUAAAAUUGUUAAUUUUACUUAAUUUGUAUUAUAUAUAAAACAACUCGACUAUUGAUAAUAAAAAAUAAAAAAAGACUAGAACGUU
This is a messenger RNA of Adelges cooleyi (spruce gall adelgid), 2867 nucleotides long. It is a transcript of the gene Cdc5, whose product is annotated as cell division cycle 5-like protein. Gene Ontology annotation, cellular component: spliceosomal complex; Prp19 complex. Gene Ontology annotation, molecular function: RNA polymerase II transcription regulatory region sequence-specific DNA binding; DNA-binding transcription factor activity, RNA polymerase II-specific. The record is from RefSeq and is a predicted model, not a curated record. Gene Ontology annotation, biological process: mRNA splicing, via spliceosome; regulation of transcription by RNA polymerase II. The coding region runs from base 228 to 2648 and encodes 806 amino acids. The transcript has 13 exons. NCBI's taxonomy places the organism in Eukaryota, Metazoa, Arthropoda, Insecta, Hemiptera, Adelgidae.